GAUGUUUCUUCGUGUUGAGUUUUUUAUAUUUUUUCUAAUUUGGGCGCCCCGUCUGGUUUUGGUUUGCUCGCGCUGAGUUUCUCCCCUCUGGCAUUGGUUUUGAUGACGAUAAUUUGCUAGUUUGACAUGCGGGUUAUAUUGGGUUGUUUUUUGUUUUUUUGUUUUUUGGAUUUUCCCUUUUGUUUGCUUGGGUAUUUUGCCUCUGGGCUUUGCUUUGUUGAUGGGUUUUUGCCUUUUCCUUUGUGCAUCCAUGAAAGGUGGUAGGUUGAUGGAGUUGACUUCUUCUCCAAGGAGAUAGACUUCCCCAAUCUUUAAAACAAACAAUGAUUUGGGUAUAACUGAAGAGGACAUAUGGUGAGCCUUCGAAGGCGUAGACUCCUUGGACUUUGUUCUGGGCGAAGUUCGUUCAUUGUUCCAUUUCCAAAGUUUCCCGAGAAUGGAAGCAUGCCUGGGAACUAUAUGCAGAAUACAAAGCCAGUCGGUAGUGUCUUUUCCAAGCCUUCAAUGGACGUUGACCAGCUGAAGGAGGAAACUACAGCUCUUGGAACAUCUAGUUUUUCAGCCUCCCCGCCUUCGAAAGAGCAGGAAAACGCAAAAUUCCCAGAAGUUAAGCGCAGAAAAUGGCAUAGGAGGAAACACUUUGACAACCAAGAACCGUGCUUGAUGAGAGGGGUCUAUUUCAAGAACAUGAAGUGGCAAGCAGCAAUAAAAGUCGAUAAAAAACAAAUUCACUUGGGAACCGUUGGCUCGCAAGAAGAAGCUGCCAGAUUGUAUGACAGGGCCGCUUUUAUGUGUGGAAGGGAGCCCAACUUUGAACUCUCGGAGGAAGAGAAACAGGAACUGAGAAAGUUCAACUGGGACGAGUUCUUGGCAAUGACUCGAUCCGCAAUUACCAGCAAAAAAACCCGGAGAAGAAGCGGGGUAGGUGCAAGGAGAAAAUCUGAGUCCUCACCACAAAACAGUGAGGAGGGUGAGCAACAGGGCAAUGGUUUUUCAGCCUCAGAUGAUGCAGACCAAGACACAUCUGUUUAAUGAUUUUUUUUUUUUUUUUUUUUGGGAAUUUAUACCUAUAAAAUGCCUGAACAUAAUUGGGUUAUAUAUUUCUGUUUAACCAUUCAGCAUAUCCUAUCCUGACACCUCAAGAAAAUUAUUUUUAUAUAUAUACAGAUGCCCAUGUUACUCCAGACAGAUAAUACUGAUAUUUCAUUGGCAAGUUCAAUCAGA
This is a messenger RNA of Ipomoea nil (Japanese morning glory), 1224 nucleotides long. Its product is annotated as ethylene-responsive transcription factor-like protein At4g13040. Lineage: Eukaryota; Viridiplantae; Streptophyta; Magnoliopsida; Solanales; Convolvulaceae. The coding region runs from base 352 to 1032 and encodes 226 amino acids. Gene Ontology annotation, biological process: regulation of DNA-templated transcription. The transcript has 7 exons. The record is from RefSeq and is a predicted model, not a curated record. Gene Ontology annotation, molecular function: DNA binding; DNA-binding transcription factor activity.